This is a messenger RNA of Neomonachus schauinslandi (Hawaiian monk seal), 4035 nucleotides long. It is a transcript of the gene AFAP1L2, whose product is annotated as actin filament associated protein 1 like 2. Gene Ontology annotation, biological process: regulation of interleukin-6 production; inflammatory response; positive regulation of epidermal growth factor receptor signaling pathway. The record is from RefSeq and is a predicted model, not a curated record. NCBI's taxonomy places the organism in Eukaryota, Metazoa, Chordata, Mammalia, Carnivora, Phocidae. The transcript has 19 exons. Bases 4 to 2439 code for a protein of 811 amino acids. Gene Ontology annotation, molecular function: SH3 domain binding; SH2 domain binding. Gene Ontology annotation, cellular component: cytosol.
CCGAUGGAGCGGUACAAAGCCCUGGAGCAGCUGUUGACAGAGCUGGAUGACUUCCUCAAGAUUCUCGACCAGGAGAACCUGAGCAGCACAGCUGUGGUGAAGAAGAGCAGCCUGGCUGAGCUCCUCCGGCUUUACACCAAAAGCAGCAAUUCUGACGAGGAGUACAUUUAUAUGAACAAAGUGACCGUCAACAAGCAACAGAAUGCGGAGUCCCAAGACAAAGCAGCCGAGGAGCAGAACCCACUGACCAACGGGGAGCCUGGCCAGCACUCUUCGGCCCCUCAGAAGAGUCUUCCAGACCUCCCGCCACCCAAGAUUAUUCCAGAACGGAAACAGCUCUCCAUCCCAAAGAUCGAGUCUCCAGAGGGUUACUAUGAAGAGGCUGAGCCGUAUGACACAUCCCUCAAUGAGGACGGAGAGGCUGUGAGCAGCUCCUACGAGUCCUACGAUGAAGAGGAAAACAGCAAGGGCAAGUCGGCGCCGUACCAGUGGCCCUCGCCUGAGGCCAGCAUCGAGCUGAUGCGUGACGCCCGCAUCUGUGCCUUCCUGUGGCGUAAGAAGUGGCUGGGGCAGUGGGCCAAGCAGCUCUGCGUCAUCAAGGACACCAGGCUCCUGUGCUACAAAUCCUCCAAGGACCACAGCCCGCAGCUGGACGUGAACUUGCUGGGCAGCAGCGUCAUCCACAAGGAGAAGCAAGUGCGGAAGAAGGAGCACAAGCUGAAGAUCACGCCAAUGAACGCUGACGUGAUCGUGCUAGGCCUGCAGAGCAGAGACCAAGCGGAGCAGUGGCUCAGGGUCAUCCAGGAGGUGAGUGGCCUGCCUUCAGAAGGAGCGUCCGAGGGAAAUCAGUACAGCCCAGAUGCCCAGCGCCUGAACUGUCAGAAACUAGAUACAACGGAGAAGUACCUGUCAGCCUUGGAAUAUGGAAGCUCCGUAGAUGGCCACCCUGAGGUCCCAGAGGCCAAAGAGGUCAAGAAGAAAUCUUCCCCUGGCCUCAAACUGAGCAACCUAAUGAAUCUGGGCAGGAAGAAAUCUACCUCGCUGGAGCCUCCGGACCGGUCCCUCGAGACAUCCAGUUACCUGAACGUGCUGGUGAACAGCCAGUGGAAGUCACGCUGGUGCUCCGUCAGGGACAGUCACCUGCAUUUCUACCAGGACCGGAACCGGAACAAGGUCGCCCAGCAGCCCCUCAGCCUGGUGGGCUGUGAGGUGGUCCCAGACCCGAGCCCUGACCACCUGUACUCCUUCCGCAUCCUCCACCGCGGCGAGGAGCUGGCCAAGCUCGAGGCCAAGUCUUCUGAGGAAAUGGGCCACUGGCUAGGCCUCCUGCUCUCUGAGUCAGGCUCCAAGACAGACCCGGAAGAAUUCACCUACGACUACGUGGAUGCCGACAGGGUCUCCUGCAUCGUCAGUGCGGCCAAAACCUCUCUGCUACUGAUGCAGAGAAAGUUCUCGGAGCCGAACACUUACAUUGACGGCCUGCCCAGACAGGACCACCAGGAGAUGCUGUAUGACGACGUGGAGACAUCGGAGCUGACGGCUGUGGUGGAAACUCCCGAGGAAGCUGCCCCUGUGACAGAGGCCCCAGGCGAGUCCCAGCCCGACCGAGUGUACCUGGACCUCACACCUGUCAAGUCCUUUCUGCACAGCUCCAGUGGUGCACAGGCUCGGGCCCAGUCCCCGCCGCCAUCCCACCCGGACCCCCCAGCCGAGACUCUCCCUGCAGACCCGGGCCCUGCCCCAGAUGAGCCCCUGGCGGAGUCUCCAGAGAACCCCGAGUUGCAGCAGAUGCCGCGGCAGGAGAGUCCAGAGCCCCAGGAGCCUUCCCCAAGAACCACAACAGUCAAAGUCCAGACUGAACAGCAGAAAGUCUCCUUCCCGUCGAGCUGCCCCGACACUGCGGCCGUCGCCCCGGCUGGGGCCAGCCCACCUGUGAAGGACAGGUUGAGGGUGACCACAGCAGAGAUCAAACUUGGCAAGAAUAGGACAGAAGCCGAGGUAAAGCGGUACACAGAGGAGAAAGAGAGGCUGGAGAAGAAGAAGGAAGAAAUCCGGGGGCACCUGGCUCAACUCCGGAAAGAGAAACGGGAGCUCAGAGAGACCGUGUUAAAAUGCACAGACAAGGGAGUCCUGGCCAGCCUGGAGCAGAGGCUGAAGGAAAUCGACGAGGAGUGCAGGGUGGAGGAGAGAAGGCGUGUGGACCUCGAGCUCAACAUGGUGGAGGUGAAGGACAACCUGAAGAAGGCGGAGGCCGGGCCCGUGACGCUGGGCACCACGGUGGACACCACCCACCUGGAGAACGUGAGCCCCCGGCCCAAAGCUGCCGCCCCCACCCCUGCCCCAGACUGUACGCCGGUCAACUCCGCAACAGCGCUCAAGAACAGGCCUCUUUCGGUCAUGGUCACGGGCAAAGGCACCGUCCUCCAGAAAGCGAAGUAAAGAACAUGCCUAGGGCAGCCUUUGCUUGUGGCAAACUCUGCUCCCGAUUCCUGUCCUGCCUGCCCUGCUGGACAGAUUCUGAGUGACUGACCGUUCAGUCCACACGAGCCUGAGUUACUGCUCCCUCACUUCCGUGGCCGACACUGCACAUCACCCCAGUGAGCUCUGCUCUGCCACAGCCUCAAAACCUUCUUGGCAGGUGCCCCACAUCGUAAAUAGCCACGGUGGAAACGUAACCGCCAUCUCUAUUCCGAAAUGCUUCUAUGCUUCAGAAAACCAUUUCUCCUGACCUUGUUCUGUGUAGAUGGAGGUUGCUACAGAGGAUAACUAACUCUCUUCUUGGGGGGUGGGGGGCGGUGCUGGUAUUUGAAUGGCACUCUAGGAAUGGGAGAAGAAAGGAACAAGUUAGGAAACAAGCUUCAUCUAAAGACUCUCCUGCCAUCACGGACCUUGGUGACAAUCCUGCUUCAUUAAAGUCUUCGUUAAAGCAGCAACUCUGUGAAAAGGUGAGUCUGCUCAGAAGCAGAAGGAAGGACUCUGGUACUCUGGGUGGAGAGCGCAGGCAAAGAGGAGGCUCGGUCUGUUUUCAGAGCCAAAGGAAAUAAUACAACAAAGGGAAGGCUUCUCUGGAGACCUAAUUGCUACUGGAUGGAAACAAGACAUUGCUGUAUUUAGGGGUAUUCUGUGUUUCUUCUUUGAAGUUUUUAUCAACUGCUUUAUCAAGCUUUUUAAGUAGUGAAAAGCAUCUGAUGGUGGGACUUUGGUGGAAAAGAAAUCAAGGUAGCAGGACCCUGUUCUUCUGGUCGUGUGGCUUUGGUGAGCAAGGAGACCUCAACUCCUGACUGUCAUCUCUCACCCACGUGUCGACUUCCCUCUAACAUUAGCAGGUCCGAAUCAGUCUUCCGUGGUUUCCACCUGUGUGAAGCCAUCAUGACAUGCUUUUUGAGAAACAGGUAACAGGGGAGAAUAUUUGGGACCAAGCUGAGGUGCCGUCCCCACUAAGUUAAGGACUUCUUUUCAGCCUAAAGCAGGCUUGAAUCCAUUGCUUUUAAAUAAAAUUUUAAAUGAUGCUGUAUUAUAUAGAAAAAAAAUGUUUAAAAUCCUGUAAUUUAGAACAGCGAAAAGUGUCUUUUUCAGAUUUAAAAGUAUCUUUUUGAGGUCCGACUUUUUACAUUACCGUAGGAGGAAAGAUAUACCCAGUGUUUACAGAUGCAGUCCUGUGGCCAGGCCAUUUUUAGGGGAAAAGUUCAAGUUCUGCUUAAUGUCCAGGCCCCUUCCAAGAAAAACAUGGUGAAUUCUGGUUCGGGUUGAUGCUCUCCUCCUCCUACAAUUGGCAGUGCUGUUCUUUGUGUCUUCUCUUCUGAUACGGUGUUUUGUUUUUUUUUUAAUACCGAUUGAAACAUUUCAUCUGUCGUUCCCGUCUUGUUUCUGGGGAUUGUCAAUCAAUCAGCAUUCUCUAACACUGGUUCCUGAGAACUAAAGGUCUUUUGAUUUCUGUUGUCUUCCUAAUCCCAGGGCAUUUAUUUCCUUUGUCAUAUACACUUGGUGUCCUUUACCAAGUGAAUUAGACUUUUUUUUUUUUUUAAUAAAACUUUA